AUGGCUGAUUUUCUAGCUCUUGUGGAUUUCGCCUUCGUGUGUGCUGAGGUGGACUGGGUGGUUGACACACCGCAGCCCAUCAAGCCUGCUGACCCCGUCAGAGCUGACGGGGAUACUGAUGAUGCAUGGGCUCAAAAGAAAAGGGACCAUGCUCCUGUGGAGAUGUCCUACGCCUUAGAGAACAGAAAGUGGCAGACUGCCAACAAAAAGUGCAUGGCUUUCAUAAAGAACACAAUUGAGAACGCCAUAGUGGGCUCAAUUACAGAGUGUGCUUCCGCUGGGGAGUACCUAGAAAAGAUAAAGAGCCAGUUCACUGGUUCUUCAAAGACAUAUGCAACCCAGCUGUUGAAGCAGCUGGUGACAGAAAAGUAUACUGGAGGUGCACAUGGCAUCAGGGAGCACAUCCUCAGGAUGAGCAACAUGGCUGCAAAGCUGAAGCCCAUGGAUGCUCGACUCGGAGCUGAAGCUCGCACUUCGGUUCACUUGGUGAUGGCUUCAUUGCCACAACAGUUUGACAAUUUUGUCAUCAAUUACAACAUGAGUCCUGAGAAAUGGGACAUUGAAAAGACCAUUGCCAUGUGUGUGCAAGAGGAGGAUAGACUCAAGGCACAGAAUGGAGCAAUAUGGUAA
Lolium perenne is the source of this 630-nucleotide messenger RNA. The record is from RefSeq and is a predicted model, not a curated record. NCBI's taxonomy places the organism in Eukaryota, Viridiplantae, Streptophyta, Magnoliopsida, Poales, Poaceae.